CUCCAUCUCCUCAUUCUAUUACUCAUCAAAAGCUUUAUAGUUACUGUGAAAACUUUUUAAAAAAAAUAACUUUUAAAUACCAAAGAACUGUUCUUUUUUUUUUAAUAAUUUAAAUUUUAUUACAUUUAAAUUAAUAUUUAAUAAUAAUGUUAGAAGAUGAGAUAAAAUAGAAAAAAUGUUUUACCAUUUUAUUAGUGAAAUCUUAAUAAACAGUUGUAAAAAAUGUGGAUAUUAAUAACAGUGCUUCUUACGUUGCAUUUAUAUUUUGCGAUUUGUUUAUUACCAAGCAUAAAAGAAGAUACUGAUUGUUGUGAGCAGGUUGAUAAUCGAGAAUGUUUGGAAACUUGCCGCAGAGUUCUUCGUUCAACAAAAACGGAAAAAGAAAUUUUAGACGCUUUAGAAAUAAAAUGUGGUCCUGUAAAACCUCAUUCACCAAUGUGGAGUUGUCUAUUGAAAUUGGUACCUUCUAAAUUAAAUCGACUUCCAUUGGAUGGAGGUAAACUUUCAUGUUGUGCAAAAGCAAAAAGUGCUGCUUGUGAAAAUUUAUGUCGAAGAACAUAUUAUACUGAUUGGCAAUUAUCAUGGACACAAUUUGAAAAUGAAUGUCUAGCAUCUAAAGAAGAAAAUGAAUUGAAAAUUUGCAUUGAAGAUGCAGCAAAUACAUGCAAAUUUGGUUGUACAGGCCUUUCAUUUUGCUCAAUUUUCAACAAUAAUAUUUAUACAACAUUCAGAUCGUGUUCAAUUGCUGCAGAUGAAGCAGCAAGACGAGAAUAUGACAACUGGAUUAAAAGUGAAGUGGUUCAUAAUUUGAAAGUAUCACUUAGAACAACUUCAAUGUGUUCAAAAGAAAAAUUGCAUAUUCUUGCUUGUAUUUUACAUUUACAACCUUGUGACUUCAGUACACAUGAGACUAGUCUUUGCUAUAAUGAUUGUUUAGAAAUUAUUACAACAUGUGUAGAUUGGACAACAACAUCAAAAUUUGAAUCAGCUGAAUCUUUAUGUUCAAAAUUUUUGCCAUUGACAACAAAUUCUUGUAUUUCAAUGAAAUAUUUUUUAAAAGAUUAUCAUCAUUUGAAUAAUCAGACAAUAAUUGAUAUUCAUGAACCAUGUAAAAAUAAUACUUGCGCAAGUAAUCAAAUAUGUUUAUCAUCUUGGAAUAAAACGGAAAUUAUUAAUUGUCAACCCGCUUGCACUUUAGGUGAAAUGUCUAAACAACUUGUCACUCUUGGCUCAUGGAUUCAAAUUCCUCGCUUUGAAAGACAAGGAUGUUAUAAAAUAUGCCAAUGCACAUUAAAUGGAAUUGAAAAAUGUAAAAUUUUAAAUUGUUUUACAUUUAAAUCAUGCUGGGUGCAAGAUCGUUUUAUUUCUCAUAAUACUGCAUUUUUUUUAGAAUGCAAUAAAUGCCGUUGCUUUAUGGGUGAACUUCAAUGUUUUAGAAAAAAUUGUGUUGACAAUCGUACACCUGCAUUACCUUGUGAUUGUCCAACACAUUAUAUUCCAACUUGUAGUCGAUUGGGUAUCACUUAUGCAUCAUCGUGUUUAGCCAAAUGUGCUGGAUUUAUGAGCGAUGAAAUUGAAUUUGGCAGUUGUUCAUCUAAAGAUCAUUGCAUGUCAAAUCCAUGUAAUUCCAAUGAGAAAUGUAUUAGAAAAAGUCGUAUAUGCUUGUCAUCAAUUUAUAAACCUUGUCGACAAUAUGAAUGCGUUUCAAUGAAUUGUAAUGAAAAUAAUGAAACAUUGGAGAUUGUUUGCGAUAAAAAUAAUCAUCAACACAAAUCACUUUGCAGUAUGAUAAAAGCUGGAAAAUCAUUAGGUUAUAGAGGAGUGUGUUUAAAAAAUUGUAAACUUGAUAAAUCAGUGUGCGGAAUUAAUGGCGAAACUUAUUCCAAUGAAUGUGCAGCAUUAGCCGACAAAACUAUUGUUGAUUAUUUGGGACCAUGUGUUACGGUUGGAUUAAUUAAUGAUAAAGCAAAACCUCGUUGCACAAAUGUUGUUUCAUGUCCGGAAUUGAUUAGUCCACAUUGUAUUGGAGUUACUCCUCCAGGUGCAUGCUGUCCAAUUUGUGGAGGUGCCGCAAGAAUUUAUUACUCAAGAAAACAGUUAGACAGAAUAUUAUACAUGAUGGACAACGAGAAGGAUAAGGAUACAAUCACCUUGACGGCACUAUUGAAUGCCUUAGAAAGGCAUAUUUCAGUUAAAGAAUGCUCUCUUAAAGGAAUGGUGACGCUAGAUGGAGAUAUUGUUAUAGUAAUUAUACCAAUUAAUAUAACACCAUCCAGUGUUCAAUUACGUAUGUGCAUAUUGGAAACUGAAAGAUUAACAACAUUAAUACAUCAAAAGAGUCCUUCAAUUAUGAUGGAAGUACCAUUAAGUGCCCUAACUGGAGCAGAAGUUAUUCAUACACAAGUUUCGAAUAUUACUUCCAUUAAAGAAUUAAACAUAUACAUUCUUUUGGUUUUUAUAAUAAUAAAUAUAUUCCUUAAGUACAAAUUAGAUUUAUAAAAUAAGUCUUUAUUUUAAGUUUCUUUGCCAAAUAUUAAAUUAAAAUAGUUAUUUUUCAUUUAAUACUCAUUACUUUUAUUUGUAUAUAUACAAUUUUUUGUACGAAUCAAAAAAAAAAAAUAUUUUUAAUUUACGAAUUUUAUCUUGAACCUUUGGAAAAGACUAUAAAAUUUUACUGUGCCAUUUAUUUAUAUAUUAUUAGUUUAAUUGUUAACUCAUUAUCAAUUAUGGUGUUUCAUUAUAUAGUGUGUCAUUAAUAUACAUUGAAAAUUGAAUUAAUUCUUUUAGAAACUGAACUAUAUUGAGUUGUUUGCUGUUAAUAUGUUACCUAUAUAUAGUCAUGAUUUUCA
This is a messenger RNA of Leptopilina boulardi, 2849 nucleotides long. It is a transcript of the gene Reck, whose product is annotated as reversion-inducing cysteine-rich protein with Kazal motifs. Lineage: Eukaryota; Metazoa; Arthropoda; Insecta; Hymenoptera; Figitidae. Gene Ontology annotation, cellular component: plasma membrane. Gene Ontology annotation, molecular function: metalloendopeptidase inhibitor activity; protein binding. The transcript has 4 exons. The record is from RefSeq and is a predicted model, not a curated record. The coding region runs from base 223 to 2499 and encodes 758 amino acids. Gene Ontology annotation, biological process: extracellular matrix organization.